Molecule: messenger RNA, 1485 nt
Organism: Cryphonectria parasitica EP155
Lineage: Eukaryota; Fungi; Ascomycota; Sordariomycetes; Diaporthales; Cryphonectriaceae
Exons: 5
Coding region: 115-1365 (416 amino acids)
Biological process (GO): polyketide metabolic process
Source: RefSeq, a predicted model, not a curated record
GGUCAACAUUUAUAUUACUGUCUCUAGAACAUCAGCACGAUUUUCAUCUUACAGUAUCACAUUUACAGAAUUUACGGCAGCAUUACCCCUCGCUCACUCCACAAUCGUUCCGCCAUGUUUAACGACAUCACCAAACCCCCGCCUCCGCUGCCGAGCCCCGUUCUCACCGAGGUCGUACCUGGCGUGUCACUCCUCAGGCCUCUGAGUCGCCGUGGCAAAGGCCCUGGCAUGAUAGUCCUCACGUCCGACCAUGAUGAUCCUCUUGCUAUCAUUGAAGGCGUCCCCUCUCCUAUGGUGAAAUGGGCAGAGGAAGGAUACACCGUCCUUGGGAUCCAGGCCAGCGCCUUCUUGACUGCGGACAAGGGCGAGCUCAUCAGAUCUGCUGUGGAGACCCUGAAGGACUGCGACAAGUGUGAGCCCAAGGACAAGGUCGGGCUGGUUGUAUAUGAGCCUGAACUGUGGAUCAUGACGGCCCCGACUCUCUCAGCCCACUCUUGCAUCGUCGCCGCUGCCGUGUAUGCAGACGCUCCCAACGAGACUUUGUCAUCGUCAAAGGCUCUUGACGAGGUCUCAAUACCGGUGGUUCGCCAUCUCGCAGGCAAAGGCACAGCGCCCCCGACCAGGUCGGACAUGCUGAAGGAGUAUUUUUACCCCGACGUUGCCUCCUACAAGUUCGCCACGCCUUUUCAGGAUUCGUUUCACUACAAUACCGAAAAUGUCUCGCAUACCCGUAACUUGACACUCUUGAAGGAGAAGAUGGGCGGCCCCUUCUUCGAUCUCGAGACGAUCUGGGAGGAGCACUGUUAUUAUGAGUUUGCUGACCGGAGUAUGGAGCACACCAUGAGCACGAUGGUACAAGAGCCGUACGUGAACCAUGUGCCAACGAUGACUGGUGGCAUCGGACGCCAGAAAUUAUCCCAUUUCUACCAACAUGACUUCAUUUUCAAUAAUUCUGCCGACACUGAGCUUGAGCUCAUCAGUCGAACAAUGGGUAUUGACCGGAUCGUGGAUGAGUUCAUCUUCAAAUUUACACAUGAUCAGGUGAUUGACUGGAUUCUACCUGGGAUCCCUCCUACAAACAAGAAGGUCGAGGUUCCUUUUGUGGCCGUGGUUAAUAUCCGCGGUGACCGGCUGUACCACGAGCAUAUCAGCUGGGACCAAGGCAGUGUCCUGCGACAGCUAGGUCUCCUCCCCGAGUACCUCCCUUUCCCGUAUCCAUUGCCAGGCGAAAGUGACACAACGACGGCUGGCAAGAGCAUCGAAUUUCGUCUUCCGGUUGCUGGACGUGAGGUUGCCGACAAAAUGAGAGAUCGCAACUCGGUGCCGUCCAACGAGAUGUUUGCAUUCAAGGCCCGCCAGGUCUAAACUGGCCGUGUAUGUCUUUGUCUCUCUGGUUGGCUACUUGUAUAGCGUCUACGUAAUUUCUGCAUAUUGGAAUCUAAUUUGGGAGCCUUUUUUGCGCCACAAUAUAAUAAUGAUCUUCCG